AUGCCUAGAAUAUCAACAAAAAUUGACAGUGCUUUAAGCAAUUUAUUCUAUCUAAGUAUUCUUUCAAAAAUAGCAAUUAGGGAAUGUAUUUUGGUCAGACAAACUGAAAAAUCCUCAGAACUCCAACUCAUCAAGGGUUGGCUGAUAGACGCAGCUAAAUUAAGUAGAAAUAUAAGCUUGAAUAAAUUGAAGACCGUCUAUCGUAAAAUAAAGAUGCUAAAAAGGGAAACUUAG
Echinococcus granulosus is the source of this 234-nucleotide messenger RNA. RefSeq lists its product as hypothetical. The record is from RefSeq and is a predicted model, not a curated record. The transcript has 2 exons. The coding region runs from base 1 to 234 and encodes 77 amino acids. NCBI's taxonomy places the organism in Eukaryota, Metazoa, Platyhelminthes, Cestoda, Cyclophyllidea, Taeniidae.